Grammomys surdaster is the source of this 3158-nucleotide messenger RNA. It is a transcript of the gene Def8, whose product is annotated as differentially expressed in FDCP 8 homolog. The record is from RefSeq and is a predicted model, not a curated record. NCBI's taxonomy places the organism in Eukaryota, Metazoa, Chordata, Mammalia, Rodentia, Muridae. The transcript is spliced from 12 exons. The coding region runs from base 101 to 1456 and encodes 451 amino acids.
GCAGCAGCGGGCGGCGGAGCCGGUACAGUGUAGCAGCGGCGGCGAACUACAGUGUAGCCAGCCGGUCCGGUACAAUGUAGCGGCAGCCAGGUGGGAUGCUAUGGAAUAUGAUGAGAAGCUGGUUCGGUUCCGGCAGGCCCACCUCAACCCCUUCAACAAGCAGCUUGGACCAAGGCAACAUGAACAGGAACCCAAUGAGAAGGCCCAAGAAGUCACUUCUGAAGAGACUCUGCCUGAGCUACCCGCUGGGGAGCCUGAGUUCCGGUACUCAGAGCGCAUGAUGGAUCUCGGCCUGUCUGAGGACCACUUUUCCCGCCCUGUGGGUCUCUUCCUGGCCUCGGAUGUCCAGCAGCUGCGGCAGGCAAUCGAAGAGUGCAAACAGGUGAUCCUGGAGCUGCCAGAGCAGUCGGAGAAGCAGAAAGACGCUGUGGUGAGGCUGAUCCACCUCAGGCUGAAGCUCCAGGAGCUGAAGGACCCCAAUGAGGAGGAACCCAACAUCCGGGUUCUCCUAGAGCAUCGCUUCUACAAGGAGAAGAGCAAGAGCGUCAAACAAACCUGUGACAAGUGCAAUACCACCAUCUGGGGCCUCAUCCAGACCUGGUACACCUGCACAGGGUGUUAUUACCGCUGUCACAGCAAGUGCCUGAACCUCAUCUCCAAACCAUGUGUCAGCUCCAAAGUCAGUCACCAGGCAGAGUACGAGCUGAACAUCUGCCCCGAGACCGGGCUGGACAGCCAGGACUACCGCUGUGCCGAGUGCCGCGCUCCCAUCUCUCUGCGAGGUGUGCCCAGCGAGGCCCGGCAGUGUGACUACACCGGCCAGUACUACUGCAGUCACUGCCACUGGAACGACCUGGCUGUCAUCCCUGCGAGAGUGGUACACAACUGGGACUUUGAGCCCCGCAAGGUGUCCCGUUGCAGCAUGCGCUACCUGGCCCUGAUGGUGUCUCGGCCAGUGCUCCGGCUCCGGGAGGUUAACCCUCUGCUGUUUAACUAUGUGGAGGAGCUGGUGGAGAUCCGGAAGCUGCGCCAGGACAUCUUGCUUAUGAAGCCAUACUUCAUCACCUGCAAGGAGGCCAUGGAGGCGCGACUGCUGCUGCAGCUCCAAGACCGCCAGCACUUUGUGGAGAACGACGAGAUGUACUCCAUCCAGGACCUCUUGGAGGUGCACAUGGGCCGUCUCAGCUGCUCGCUAACGGAGAUCCACACGCUCUUCGCCAAACACAUCAAGCUGGACUGUGAGCGGUGCCAAGCCAAGGGGUUCGUCUGUGAACUCUGCAAGGAAGGUGACGUGCUGUUCCCAUUCGACAGCCAUACAUCCGUGUGCAGCGACUGUUCAGCGGUCUUCCACAGGGACUGUUAUUACGACAACUCGACCACGUGCCCCAAGUGUGCCCGGCUCACGUUGAGGAAGCAGUCACUAUUCCAGGAACCUGGUCUGGACUUGGAUGCCUAGAACACCGGAGGAGAACGCCAGGCACUGUAUCUGCCCCUCCGGCUGCCGCCUGCUGGCCUUGCCCACCAGAUGUGCAUUCUACUCUGGAGACUCCCCGAGUGCAUCCUCCGGGCCUCUUCGUCUCUUUCGGGCCAGAAGGAAGUGACUAGUGGCCCCCAGGACUCUUAUUUCUCAGGUGCUUGCUGAGACUUCGAGUGUGUAUACCUGGCUGUUUAUUGGGUGUGCUGCUAUGAGGGGUCAAAAUGCUGCCUGUGCCCCAUUGUAGGACACCUUAGGCAGAGGAGCCUGGGUGUGACUCUCUAGGAAAGUCACUCUCCUAUGUUAGAGAGCCCUCCAGGCCUUUAAAUCCAAUCCUUCUGCGCCAUAGAGAUGGCCUUGCUCCUGUCUAGAACACCCUUACAACUGGUCAGAGACUUCAGAGGCCUGUCCAGCGAGAAGAUCCCUCCUGACUGAGUUUUGUCUCUGCUGAGGAAGAUUUAGGUUCUACUUAGAGGCUCCCAACCCUCUUAGCACCUUGUCUCCUUAGGGACAUCUGGAUUUCUCUGACUGGGGCUGUUCACUACAGUGUCCCAUGGACGGACCUUCCCCGGCAUCCCGAGAGUCGUCACCCUCAUCCUCAGUCUGUCAGUCACGUGUGCUUCCCCGCCCCUUUUGUACAAUAGGGAGGGAAGGGGUCUGUGGAGCUUCUCUUGGCAGAUAAGCCUGCUUCUGUCACAGCCUGGUCCAUUUAUCCUGGUGCUCUGAGCUGGGCAGCGAGGGACCCUUCCUAAAGAACAAAGCUCAACCUCCGGUUACAUAGGUGGGUGUGUGUCCGGGCGGGGAGGGGGUUCUAGGUCAGGUGAGCCUGUCAGUUAUCAUUGUCCUAUAUGGCAUUCGGGGGUUAAACUUUCCCACAGGGGUCACUGUCCUGAUGAUGCAGUGCUCUGCUUGAGGAUAGCGAGUUGCUGGGUGUUGGCAUAGGAACCUGAGGCCACGAGCUAGGGAUAGUUGUUAGACUCAAGCAGGAGGCCUAUGGUCCACACAGGAAGGUUCAGGCUUUGAAGGUGGGCAGACCUACACCUUUCCAGUGAGACACAUUCCACCUCCAUGCACACACCCCAUAAAUCCUAUGAUUGAAGAUGUGUGGAGACGAGGGGACCUCAAAAUACGGCUUCUGCCUUUCUUCCUGGGAAGUGGGGGUUGCAUCUGCCCCUUUGCCUUUUGUCUGUGAGUUGCUGUUGACACACACAGGCGGCAGAGCCCAGGACUUGUCACAACUUGGAUUUCCUUCACCUUUAAUGAGGCACAAGAAGGGGCUCCUCAACUAGUCGUUUGAAGCUUAGCUUCCUGGCAUGUUUGAGGGAUGGAUGGACAUACUGCCACCUCCUCUUUACUCCUCUUUACCAUCAGGUAGCUUUACUCAUGCCGUCUCUUCUGUUUCAGUUUUCCCAACUGGAAAAUGUUGGGAAGGUGGAGUUGACCUGUCUCAGGGUGAAAGGUCAGGAGUCCUUUGAGUGUGAUGUGGGUCCACAGUGGUCCCCUGUCCCGCUUCCUCUUUGGUGUGAAAGAGGAUCUUAAAACCAAAUGCCAUUUCCCACACCCCCAAAUCUGUGUGUUUCCUGACAUUGUAUUACAUGUCUGUCCUAAGGCUGUUGGUCCUUCCUGAGCCUCCUGUGUAAUCAACAUCACGUUUCCAACUAUAAAUCAUAGUGUCUAAAGAAAA